CACUGCCAAGACAAUUCAUGGAAGGCAAUGAAGAAGAAAGGAAGUAAGGGUGGUGACGCAAGUCCAGCAAUCGCCGUGCCAUUCAUUUCUCCAUUUUCAAGGAACCGACGCAUUGAAAUCAAUUCUGUGGUCAUAUGUGAGAUCUGCGUCAUUCUAACUUAUGACAGGAGGGUGCGGCCUCCUGAAGAUGUUCUUUUUCGUGGUUCGCCAAUUGGGACGUUCAUUCCAUCCCUGCACCGUGCCACAAUAAGGCUGCCUACUGUGCGUUUUCGCGACGUCUCCAGAAAAACGUUUAUGGAGGUAUGCAAUAUGGUGCAGGAGGUGUUGUUUUUUGAAUUUCUGAAGCAAAUUCCCAGUUUUAUUUCAAGUGUUGUCCUCUUCCCGACGCUUUCUCCACUCGGCAAUAUUUUGACGCGCGUCGGGUCAUUUAUCUUUGGCUCUGGCGGCGCUUCUUCAGAGUUGCCGGGCGCGGCACUCAUUUGA
Trypanosoma cruzi is the source of this 483-nucleotide messenger RNA. RefSeq lists its product as uncharacterized. The record is from RefSeq and is a predicted model, not a curated record. Lineage: Eukaryota; Euglenozoa; Kinetoplastea; Trypanosomatida; Trypanosomatidae. The transcript has a single exon. The annotation marks the transcript as partial.